Messenger RNA from Closterium sp. Naga37s-1, 780 nucleotides. The record is from the annotation of a GenBank genome assembly. NCBI's taxonomy places the organism in Eukaryota, Viridiplantae, Streptophyta, Zygnematophyceae, Desmidiales, Closteriaceae.
AUGAGAUCGAACAAGCGGAGACUAUCAGAGGACCCCCCCCCCUCCCCCCCCGCCCCCCUUUCUCUCCCCCACCCCCCGUCAUCUCCAACCUUUACCCGUUCCCCCAUUCCCCCCCCAUUCACACCUUCCCCCCAUACCCCAUCCGCCCAUCCCCUCGUCCCCCCAUCCCCCUCCCCCCUUCCCCCCCUUCCCCUCUUCCCCCCCCCCUCCUCCUCCCCCCACCUUCUCCUCUUCCACCGUAAUUUGAUGGAGAAUCUAGGGCAUGCGAAGAUGCAUGGACAUGCGGCGGUGCAUGGGCAGGGGGGGGCGCAUGGGCAGGCGGGGAUGCGUUGGUUGGGGGGGACGCAUGGGCUUGCGGUGAUACAUGGGCAGGCGGAGGUGCAUGGGCAGGCGGAGGUGCAUGGGCAGGCGGAGGUGCAUAGGCAGGCGGAGGUGCAUGGGCAUGCGGAGGUUCACGGGCAGGGGGGGGCGCAUGGGCAGGCGGAGUUGGGCAGGCGGCAGUGCAUGGCUGGGGGGGAGAUUGGGAUGGGAAAAGCACCUGGCUCACCUCUGCCGCUCGUUCUCCUCCGCCUCCCACUCACCUCCGCCUCCCACUCACCUCCGCCUCCCACUCACCUCCGCCUCCCACUCAACCUCCGCCUCGCACUCACCUCCGCCUCCCACUCAACCUCCGCCUCGCACUCACCUCCGCCUCCCACUCACCUCCGCCACUCACCUACCUCCGCCUUGCACUUCCCUCCGUCCCCUCAUGGUCCCUCAACAUCCUACUCAGCAACCUGA